AUGGCCAUAUUGGAAGAGUUACUUGACCUCAGCUUCGAUUGUUACACGAUGAAUCCCCCAAUUCGAGCCUUCAAAAGGGAAGAAAAGCAAGCUUGUAUGUUCGACAUGGAAAAUUUUAUAGAUUUGUCUUCUAAUAUUUCUUCCGGUUUGGCUAAGCAAGAAUAUUAUGAGCCCUCGAUCUGCAGGUUGCCUGCUUACAAUUACAGUCAGCCCUUCUUUCCAGCAGUUCCUCGACUCUCGCAUUUUGGUCCUCAUUUAAACCGUAAGUUCCUUUUGUUUUACUUUUAUACCUUUCUCUCUCUCUUUUUUUUAAUCGCGUAAGAAGAGAAAUAUUGUGGCAAAAGUCUUUAAGUGACUUGCUCCUAGUUAUUUCCAGCCACUCUAGCGAAUUGCAAGCCCGCGCAAGUGAUUGAAAUUUCCAGAACUUGUGAAAACUAAGUUGUUUAUUCAGCGCUUUUGUUUGCGUUGUUUUAUUUUUCUCUUAGCUACGUCAUUUUCUUUUGACUGUUUUAAAUCUCCUUCGUUUUUAAAAAUGAAGACAAGUUCGUUGAACUCGGAAAUUGAAGAUAGGUUAAAAUAUAGUGAGAUAUUGUUGUUGAUCUCAAUGGCGUUGUAGCUCUUCCUUGAUACAAUUACGUUAUGUUCAAGUAUGUCAAAAGCAUCUUCUGAGCUUUAAAAGAUAACUGUCUUAGUGCGUUUUGACUGUCUGUACAAUGCAAGCUGUUCACAUUAAUUAUUUACAAUGGUUUUGACGAAAAUGCUGUUUCCAACUUUAGCUCUUUGACAGUGAUUCCAUGUAAAAUCGGCGUUAAAACCUAAAAUAUAAUAUUUUGUAGUUCCUUUUAAUCUAGUUACCUGGAUCAAAGCUCUUUUAACUACAUAUUUGGCAGUUAAUCGCAUUUUAAACGUUAACGCUGAUAAUUUUCUGCAACCGCCGUAAAUAAACUCUUCGAACUUCAAUAACCCUCGUCGAGGCUUCAAAAAAAAUAAAACAACAGGUGUCCAAAAAAGAUGGUGCUUCUGAAACUUUUGCAAUACUUUCAUUUGUUGUUUGCAAUUUGUUUAACUAAAUCCUGAUUUCAGUUUCCUUUCCUAGACUCCGUCGCAAAGACUACGUCAUUCAUUGUUGUUUUCGGAAUAUUUUGAAACACCUUUUAACAGAUCGCCUUUUAUUUCGGGGAACCCAACCGGACGAAUCCGUUAUAUAGCUAAAAUGAUAUGGAUGUUUUGGGUCUAUAUUUCAACAGAAGUAAAUUUUGUGAUUUCUUUUCUUAACUGCGGAAGUUUUAGCUCAUCGAGAAGGUAUCUAGGAUGAUAUUUUCCAUCCAUCAAUGAAACGGUGUUCACCUUUCCAAUAUUAGUUAUUUUUUAAGUGACAGAGGCUAGUAUUUUGUGUGGGCGAGUUAGUUCCUUCCGCCGAUACAAGAUGCCAAUAGUCUGAUUAUGAACGGACAUGCCUGAAGCCCUAGGCAAAACGACCUAUAUGGUGGACAGAAAAGGUUGAAUUGUCCUUAAAGCGCAUUAGCGACAAAGCGUCUCUUCCGAAUAUAACAAAUGAUUCACCCUUCAAGUGUGCAAGCAAAAGAUGGUCACGUCUCUUUAGAAAUAACCUUUUUCUCUUUGCAAGAAUACUGAAUGCUUCUCUGUGGUAGAGAACUUAGCUUUUGUGAAAAAGUGAAAUAUUGUUUCCUUUUUGACAAUACUUCAUCAUGUUACUAGUUACAGAUAAGGACGAUGUCAUCGUGACCCGCACAAGACCAUGCAGCCCAAGUGUGUCGUAUAGAGGAAAACAAAACUUAAACAAGUUAAAUCUAGUGAUCAGGGUGACACCACAUUACAAAAACUAGAUUACGCGCCGCAUAACUAACUCGGCCUUUUUUAGUUUCACGGAUAGAGGGCUCUAGUUUUUUUUUUUAGGUAAUUAGUUGCGAAUUCUGUGAGACAGUCUGACGCUCAAUGUAUUUGCCGCUUGCCGAGGUGAAAUACCACGGGUCAAUUUAAUAAAACUGUUACACGUACACGUGUAAAAGUUUUAUUAAAUUGACCCAAGAUGAUUAGCCUGUGUACAGCCGCCCCAAGGGGCGGCUGUACACAGGCUAAAGAGAUAGGCUAUUUAACAAUUAUUCCACGAGUGCGCGUUGAACAAGAGAUGUUAGACAGCCAACUCGGCACGUUUGUAAAAACAACCAAUUUUCAGCUUUUUUUUAAUUUUGAGCAGACGCGUACAGUUACCAUACUUGGAGAGCAUGGUAUAAUGCAUGGCUCAUAUACCAUGAUGGCUAAGGCAAUCAGAGCUCUAGAGUUGCAUUAUCCAAUGAUUCAGGUUUUAAUAAAAAGUAGUAUAGCACGCCAUCAUGUAAAGGCAUUGUAGCUAGGGUAACACCUGUGAUUAAGGGCACCUGCGAGCAAGGAAACAGCUACAACUCACAAGAAACAGCAAGAAAAUAUCAGGAAUAAUUGGUCUAACAGACAAAUGAGGAGUCAUAAAAAGUGUCCGCAUUACCGGGAGGAGCCACUUUUUUGGAGGUUAUAAUAAAAAAAAAAACGGAUCCAAUGUUCUAUAGUGAGAACAAUGGCAGGCGCAUUGCCAAAGGAAGGGGCAAUAUACCCUGCAUUGUAUUACAGAAAAAAUGAAAACACGGCCAUUAUUGAAGAAAAAAAACCCGCUAAAUUGCAGCCUAAAAUAGAAUGGAAGCAGUUGAAACUGAAGGGUACAUUCAAAUGGGUUCCCUUUGCGCUUGAAUGACUUCUUCUCCCCGGUACGACUUCUCAUGUAGUGUUCUUUUCAGUCUACACUAAAACGACUUCUCUUUGUUCUCAGUUGGGCCUGUCCCUAACACAAAAUAGUUUCUCCCAUAAAAAUAACAAGGCAUAGAGUGUGAAUGGCAAAAAAUAGUCUUUUUUGAAGUCUUUCAAGAUUUCAUUUUGCAUGCAUUUUGCACCUAAAUGGAUUUUCUUUGUUCUGUAAUGCGUUCCUGGUAGAAAUGGGGCUCUGCUUUAAGGUAAAGAAAGUAAUGUAUAGUGUGAACUGAUCGUAGUAAAGUAAGGCUUUUAAACAGCACGCAAUUUUUCUUGACUUAUAACAAAAAACCAAAGAAGUAUAGAGAGUGAACAUUGUAGCAAAAUAAGGCUUGUUCGACGUCAUGUAAGUUUCCCUUUUGCACUUACAUAUCUUUGUUCUUAAAUGGGUGUCUGACACAAAAGAGUCCAUUUUCUUAAAUUAAAAAAAAGUAUACUGUGAACAUCGCGUACGAGCAUGGUAGUAAAAUCAGCAAUUGGUUUGCAGCAAUGUCACUUUCAAUACUAGCUAUAGUAAAGAACAGAAUGAUAGAUUUCAUCAUAGGCGUUGUAAAAAAGUAAUGAGAUCGAAGUUGAAGAUGUCGAUUUUCAUGGGCUGGAAAAAAAGUUGAAGAAAAUGUGACACGUGAAAACUCAUAGAGAAGACAGAGAUUUUUGUUUCACUCCGGAAAAUCCUUUCUUCAGUAGGAAGAGAAAAUACUAACCACGUUUGAUUACAAACUUUUAGGGAAAAUCUGACACAGGCAAAGUGUUCAAAGCGUCUUGACACUCACUGAUGAUCCGUCGAUAUAGAAGCGACGCAUUUGAUAUGUGAAAAGGGCAUUGAAAUGUAGUUUUAUCAGAUUGUUCACUAAAAAACGGUAAAAAUCCUCAAGGCACUUCCCCUAAAGCCGAAUUUAAGUAGCACUUAAGUACUCAUCCUUAUAAUCAGUCUAGAAUCCUAAACAGCAGCUGCUCAGGAGAAAAAGCCUGUGGAUGUUUUGGACUUGCGAGAACAAAGAGAAUCUAACACUUAAAAAGCGUUAACAUUUAUUUAAGAAUUACACAUGUUGAAGAAUUCUUUCAGUGGUUGAGGACUAAAAAUUAGUUAUUAUAUUUCAAACCGUCACUUAUGCCUGCAUAAUUCAAUGCUGGUGCAGUGUGGAAUUCCUGUAAAUUAAAACACUUUUACAACUGACAAAUGAAAGGAGUGUCAUAGUUUAACGAAGCGACUGCCUUUUGAGAACUUCCCCAUUUUUUGUGUUAGCUGCACUAGGAUUAUAAACCUUCAUCCUCUGUUGCAGAAAAGAAGGUUCAGAAGUCAGCACAGUCUCCAGAUUUCGCUCAUCACAUCAACAAUCGAUCAAACUUGAAGAUGUCAGUCCACUUACUUUCUACCCGUCCUUAGUGAGAGAAACACUAGCUUACAGUUACACAACUUUUUUCAAGAAGAGUUCUCACUUCCCAUUUAUAUAUUUCCACCGACAAAAACUGGUUAGAUUUUCAUUUAAUGCUUAUUCCUCUUGCCUCCCUUCAGGAUCUCAUUCACACGCUUAGGUAAAAGUGAAACCCAGUUUUGAACAGCAUUUAAACAGCACUCCCAAAAUACAGUUUAUAAAUUCACCUUUUACUUUGGUCAAGAGACGUUGGUACACCGUCAAGUAAACAUCGCUAAGUCAGUACUGUUGAAGCCUACCAAGAGGAAUUCACUGAUUUCAAUGGUCACACUUAAAAGACUGCAUGCAGGGUGCAGACUUAAACGUCUUAAAAAUAACUGACUUCUACAGCAUGAUAAACAGUACCACCAGAAAGUACUGCUCAGUAGCUUUCAUUUGAAUGGACACACUUACGGAUUUCAUCCACAGACUCAAAAGUUAGAACCACCUUGUACAGCAUAGUAAACAGUACCCAAGAAAGUACUGUUCAGUAGCGUUCAUUUGAAUUGUUACACGUUAGGAUUCCACAGCAUAGACUCAAAAGUUAGAACCACCUUGCACAGCGAAAUGCUCGUACUACAAGAAAGUACAGCUCUGUAGCUUUCGUUUGAAUGGUCAUAUAACUUUGGGAUUCCAUUGACGACUCUGAAGUUAGAACCACCUUGUACAACAUAAUGCCGUACCUCAAGAAAGUACCGCUCAAUAGGUUUCAUUUGAAUGGACACACUUGCUAGGAUCUCAUCCACAGACCUCAUUGCACAGCAUAGUGAACAGGACCACAGGAAAGUACCGCUCAGUAACUUUCAUUUUAAUGGCCGCUUUUUAGGAUUGUAUCCAGACUCAAAAGUUAGAACUGCCUUGUACAGUGUAAUAAACAGUACUACAAAAAAGUACUGCUCACAUCGAAAGUAAAAUUACCGGCGAAAAAUCCUAACAUAGGUCUGAGUUUUCAAUCUUGACGGAACAUGUCACAUUAUUUGUCAUGAUGUUUUUUCAUGACGAGUCAUCGAAAGUAAACUUACCAGUGUGAAUAGGAUUUCAUUCACAGACUCAACAGUUAGAACCACCUUCUGCAGUAGUAUAAACAGUGCCUUAGGAAAUUACUGCUUAGUAGCUUUCAUUGAACUUUUUCACACUUUAGGAUUUCAUCCACAGACUCAAAAGUAAAACCAACUUGUUCAGUAUAAACAGUACCACUUGAAAGUACUGCUCAGUAGCUUUCAUUUGAAUGGUCACACUUUAGGAUUUCAUCCACAGACUCAACAGUUAGAACCACCUUCUGCAGUAUAAACAGUGCCUCAGGAAAUUACUGCUUAGUAGCCUUCAUUGAACUUUGUUCACACUUUAGGAUUUCAUCCACAGACUUAAAAGUUAAAACCAACUUGUUCAGUAUAAACAGUACCACAGGAAAGUACUGCUCAGUAGCUUUCAUUCGAAUGGUCACACUUUAGGAUUUCAUCCACAGACUCAAAAGUUAAAACCAACUUGUUCAGUAUAAACAGUACCACAGGAAAGUGCUGUUCAGGAGCUUUUAUUUGAAUGGUCGCGCUUAACGAUUUCGUGCACAGAUUCAAGAGCUUAAUGAAUUGGCAUGUUUCUAUGGUAUCUUAAUCAAGAUCACCCGCAAAUAAGCAAAUAACCAGCAGCAGCUUUCAAGACUGUAGCAACCAGUCAGGAAAAAUUGGGCUAAGCUACGGGUGGCGAAGUUAUAAAAAGAUCCAUACAACUGUUCAUAGCCAGAGUCAAUCCAGUUAAAUUAAAAGUUGGAGUCACCUUGGACAGCGUAAUAAACAGCGCCUGAAGAUAGUACUGUCAAGUAGCUUUCAGUUAAACAUUACUUAGGGUUUCAUCCAUUUAAUUUUGAGAAACACUUUCGGAAAGUACUGUUCAAGAACAUGUAUUUGGCGUGUGUAUUAUAGUUUUAAUUUUCCAUUGGCUCGAAAAGUGGCCUUCCUUCUAUCGGUACCACUGGAGUGAACACUGACAGUGCAGCUACAGCUAAUGAUCAACUGCACCAAGAUGUAUCAUACUUGCCAAAGAGCUUUUUUAUGUUAUGCUUUUUUAUCAAUGUUCUUAGUUCAAAUGUUUGUACAUGCUAGGAAGUUAGAAGCGGCUUGAAUGUAAUGAUAAAAAGUUUAAAUAAAAAAGUCUCAGUGCUCAAUAACUUAAGUUUGAUCCACAGACUAAAAGUGAGAACGCCAUUCUUCAUAGUAACUGAAACUUCUUUAAAUAAGGCAAUGCAUGUCAAAAAUGAGGCAAAGUAGCUCCGGAAACUAGAAGGGUUUUAUUCCAUAAGCUGUAUGCAGGCAAUUGUGUCGUAGCAGUGCACAACGGGUUGGUGUGUGACGAGGUGUGAAACGGACGAACGAAGCGGACAGAUGCAAUGCAGAUCACUGAAUUCUUUUCAAAGACAUGUCUUGAGAAAAUUUUAUAAUUUUUGAACUUCGAAACUCGGUGAAAACUGCCGACCAAAUUUCCGUGAGACGCAUACUGUAAAAUUCCGAAAAUAAGCCCCUCCAUGUAUGAGCCCCUCCAAAUAUGAGCCCCCCAAAGCGGUAACACAAAAAACCCUCCGUUAAAUCGCCUCUCCAAAUAUAAGCCCCCCGGGGGGGUUUGUACUUGGAAAAUUACCCUCAAAUACAAAGUGAAACAAAGCAAAAACGGUAAAUUUAUUUCCAACCAUAAGGCUAGCCCAAUCGAUUUUGAAACGCAACUUUCCCUCCGUAGAUAAGCCCCUCCAAAAAUAAGCCCCUUAAAAGGGGCUUUUGAAAAAUAUAAGCCCCUGGGCUUAUUUUCGGAAUUUUUCGGUAUUAAUUGAAAGACAGAAGCUUAUCCUGUUUAAGAGUCAAACGAAAACCGGUGCACGAUAAAAUUUUGUUCGUGUUCCGCUGUACCAGAAAAAAAUGCCAAGAUGUCUUUAUACAGAGUGAAUUUGGUUCUAAUAUUUCGUUCUUAGUACAGAUUUUCGUCUUGCUUUUUAGUUCAUGGAAAUUAUUUUUUCAAACAGUAGACAUUCUUACAAACAGUUGCUUAGCAUCCUCCAAAUUGGACUAACGAGCGAGAAGGGGCCGGGGUGUGAAUCAGGGGCGGAUCCAGAAAAUUCAAAAAGGGGCGAUGGGACACUGGCCAGUUAUUAAGAUACUACUUAUUUUACUAAGAAUUGCGUGAGAAUUCUUUUGAAAAAAAUACAGAAUUUUACAGAAAAAAGGGUGGUCGCGGUCCACUAAUUCCGCAAAUGGAAUGUGAUUCUCAGAACAAUUUGUCUUUAUCUGUGAAAUCUGUCUUUUCCUGCUUCGGUAUAAGCAACGGGAAAAGCGAGAACUGGAAAGCAACUGGCUUGGAAACAGUUCGAAAGGCCUUCUCGCUUGCCUUCUAGUACCGUGGCAGUGAAAUCUAAAGACGAUUCGACAAUGAGCUUCAAUGUGAGUUGGGAGUUAUCUUCAGAAGAGAAAAUACUGGUUGAACAGUGAAUGUGAAGCCAGACGGAACCUGUCCAAAACCUUUGCAGCGUUUGUAUUGUAAAUACAGAAUAUCUUAUGAACGCUUUUUUAUGCAAAUAAUCAGACGGAUCUACAUACAAUUUUCUUGUAGUUUCCUUGCAAUAAAUUACCCUUUUUUGUGGUUAAUCCACGACAAUUAACGAGAAUUAAUACUCGCGAAAAAGAGAAUGCGAAAAUUGAGCACACGUUAGGUAGCACAGGUUAGGUGGCUUAUUGAUCUUUUUGUAAAAUCAUUCAGGUUCCUGUUACGCGAAGUGUGUGCAUGUUUCUUCAAUUCUUGCGAUGUUAAGAAGUUUUAGAUCGUUCAUUUUCCCCCUGAUAUUUGAAACAUUUGAUGCCUUUUUUGAUUAAUUGUCUGGUUAAAGUGUUGAAAAUUCUCUUCCUCCUGAACGCGAUCCUCCAUUCCUUGAACCAGGGUUUUUGAGCAUUGUUGUGGAAAACAAUGUCAACUUGUAGUAAAAUUGCUUUACUGUGUAGUAAGGGAAAUCGAAGAGAAUUUUGGGUUUUUUUAGUAUUUGCAUGCAUACGAUGCCUGAUAGUCGUUGUGUGACCAAAAUCUUUCGGCAAAUAGUUGCUCUUCUUGAUCCCAAAACAAAAGCCGCCAACAUCGAGAGACGCCAUGUACAGUGCAUUCUUUGAAUAAUUUAUUUCUAACCCCAAAAAUAUAGAUCCAGAUCAGGACUGAUAUGUUGAUUUUUUUCACAUUGUUCUAUAGUUUUUUUUUAAAUCUUCAAACGUAUCAAAUUUAUCACUUGAAAUUGAGCGAGUUUUCAAAGUUUUAAAAAAGCUUGUUCUUUGCUCUUUGAUUUCCAACGGAAGGUGGUGUUUCACGCGGGGGGCUGGCUAGGCGUUAUCGCUUUAUCGUUUCUGGUUAUUUCAGUUUUAUCACGAUGUGCGGGUUACAAAAAAACCUGACAAUAGAAUAAGGCCUUUUUUCCAAAGUUAUUUUUAAAUUUUGUCUGAUGAAUUUUCAUCCGGGUCCAAUUUUUUAACAAAAAAGAGAAAACAAAAGAAUUUAUGUUUAUCUUUUACUCGAAGCCCUGCAACAAGUAUGGGCCGCCCCUGAGUAAAAGGAAAGAACGAGGCGGUUGUCGUGGCGAAGUGAAAGGCGGUUGCGAAGUUUGCUGUGUUGUCAGCAACAACGAGGUAAAAUUCUUCUCCAAGGCGACAGUGUAGUCAAGGUUACGAAGUCCUUCCCAGCAUUUCCUUCGAGUAAUUAUUCCACAACCGGUAUGGUAGAACUUGAAGUACAAUUCCCUGUAUAUUUCUGAGUAUUUUGCUGUUAAUUUCACUCAAUGUUUCCACCUUCGAUUUGUUGCCUUUCACGCGCGCUUUUCGCGUUCUGAUCUCAAGCUUUCUUUGUCAUGACGAUGAAGGGAAAUUUAGUUUUUCUACUGCCUCUACUUGUACCGAUUGAGCGUUGUUGUGUAGCUUUGGUUCUCUGUUUUUCUGCGUGGAAUAAUAUGUCUUGCGAAGGAUCUGUGGAACGUUUAUUGUUAACUGCGUAAGUGCUAAAUUUUCGUGCGUAGUCGAACGAAGCAAUACACGUUUCAAAUGCGAUCUUUGAAAGUCCAUGUUGACAUGUGCAUUAUCACAAAUACAGAAACCUUUCUUGUUCGAUUUCAUUCUCAGAUCGCCCAAUGGCGACUCCACAGCCCCAGCCAAACUUUGUUCCACAGAACUUUGAUUCUGGCGAAGUGAAAUCCCAGGCUGCCCCGACCAGCAAUGUGGUGUCUUCCCCGCAGGAUUUCUCGCAACAAGUUGCGACUGCUACGGCUGCUAUGUCGCAUAGCAUUGUAGCAGCCUCGCAAAAUGUUUCCCCUUCACCGCACCAAACUAAUUUGCCGGUGAAUACUGUAACUUUAACCGUGCAGCCGUCACAGAUACAGACUCCUCAAGGAACUAUGCAACCAACACAGAUAAUCACAGCCAAUGUAAUAACCAGCGACGAAUUUCAAGCAAAGGAAGGUAUAUUUACUUUCAAAUCCGUGUAGCUAGAUUGAAGUAAACCUUUGCACGAUCAAUUCCGCGUUUAAAAUGCUUUAUUUUACUUGUUGAUACCGUAUACAGGAUAUUUUAAUGAUUAUUAAAAAUGCUGUAGCCAUUGAUCGCGUUUACUUUUAUUUUCAUUUUGCUGUAGGUUUCCCAACAGCAGAAGUCCAUUAUGUGGAAGCUCCCUCAGAUCACACGAUGUACCCCAACGGAACAACGUAAGCUUUAUUUCUUACAUUGCAAGAAGUGUUACAGCAUACUGAAAAUAUUGCUGUUUGUGUAUCUGGUCGGUAUCUCACUAACUAAGGGGCGAUAGCACCAUCGAAUGCUUGCUUUGUUUGCCUGUAGAGACACGUUGUGAACACCUGGCAUUUUCAAUAAGAAAACACAUGGAACUGAAAAAUGAUUGUCGGCGUUGAAGUUUUUGUUUUCCCUGAAGCAAAACCUUAACUUGCAGCAAACGAAAAACCUUAGUCCUGCAAAAGAAUAAUCGAUCAAUGACUACAAAGAAAUUUUCAGCCACCCACAGACAGGCCAAGUUCACCUGAAGUUCAGCCAAUUUGAAAAUAACAGGAUUAUUAUGGAUACAUACAUUUUAAUUAAUGGUAAUCAACCCCCAUAUAUGGCAGAGCUUCAAUACCUUCCAAACACAAAAACAAAAUACUCAAUUUAUUCAGAAUUUGGUUUUAAAAGCAUCAAAAAAUUAUUGUGAGUAAAAGUUGGUCAAAUUCUGGCUCUAACUGCUGUAAUUAUUUCUUGUGUACAUCAAAAAUGUGCGAACUCAGUUGUAAAACUUUGAAAUAUUGAUUUAAAUUAUUGUGAAAUUCUGCUUUGGCAAUCACCAUAGAAAUUUCUAGUGGUCUUGGAUAUUGUUUUUCUCAACGUGAUGUUAAAGCAAUUUUUGCAUUUAAUUUAACUUUAAACUAUUGGCUGAACCAUGUUUAUUUAUACAAGUUGGAUUAAUAUUCAAGAUAUAACAUUUUUACCAAGAAACCAAACUUUUUUCCAUGGCAACACAUGAAGCCUUUGUGAAUGAAUCAAUGAGAAGAAAAAUCAAUUUUGUGAGCUUGGUUGAGUAGAAAGAUCAAAGCAGGCAGGGACAGACUUUGAUCUCUGUUCUUAAACAUUUUAUGGCAAGUUUAUCACACAUGAUGCCUGUCUCUACGUAUAUGUGAGUUUCAAAUCAUUUCUAACGUUUUCUAAACUGCUUUCCUAGCUUUUGGAUCGUAGCUAGUAGUGUAAGAGUUUAUUUAUUCUCACGCGAUAUUGUUUUGGGGGUCAUGCACAACGAAGGUUCCAAGUUUUUCUGUUUAGUUUCAUGGCUAUUUCAUUAAUAGUCAGUUCUAAAAAGCUUUCAAGGCAAAAAAACUUCACCUAAGGUAUCGUCUUAUUCAAAAGAGAGUUGUUUGGAUCUGGUGUUUUAAAGGAAACAUCUAGUUAAAAAGCAGCAUGGGGACUCAUUGUCUGAUAUUAAUAUAAGGCCUUUGAUAUAUAUUUCUCCUCUUUCUAAGUUGAAAUCUCUAUCUCAAUCUUUAAGUUAUUUUAGUGUAGUUGAAAUAUGAAAUAGGGCCAUUUUCUGAAAAUUACUUUGAAUUUGGUUGUUUCUCUGCAAAGCUGAAUUCUAGAACAUUUGCCAAGUUAUUUUUAUUAGUAUUCUUUAUUUCUAUAGCCUUGAGUCAUGUACUAAAAUAAUAUAAACUUGCCCUUAUAUUUUGCCAAGUGAAAGUUAUUGAUGGCCACCCCAAAAUAAUUUCAGAAGGCAAAGCAAGGCAAAGCAAUCAGUUGUUACCACAAAAUUUGUGGUUCUCAGCUGUUUACACUGUAAAUUGCAUAAUUCCCUCAAUUAGUGUGGUUUAACCUCUCACGUACAUGCAUAAUAAUUUUGUGACCUUAAUGUUAGGAUGAUUAAUAAUUUUAAAAUCAGCAUUUUAGUGAGAAGGAUUUCACUUUUCACUGUUUCAUCAAGAUCGAGAAAACUUCCCAGAACUCUAGAACUCUUUAAUUCUGAGAUUGAGUUGUUGAUUCUAAAAUUAUUUAUUAUUUAAAAGUUUUAGAGGGGGAGGAGAUAAGGCACUAUUUGUUACAUGUGCAUGUGCAGGUUUUGUUAGAGAUAGUGGGCAAUUAUUCCGGGUUUAGUACUUUUUUCAAGCCCCACUUUGUGAACACCCGCUUAAUAUGGACACCUCAUUAUUUAGUGGUGUAACGAUUAAUCGAAUUCUCGAUUAAUCGCGAUUAUGACCGUUUGGUUCAAUUCACGAUUCUUUGCUUCUACAUUUCGAUUUUGGUUUGAUUUUUGCACACCUUUUCCAGGGUGCUCUCAGUGAGUUAUUAUAUUGUAAAAUCAGAAUGUGGAACUCUUUAAAAUGUGCGUUUUUGAUUGACGAGCAAAGACAAUAGCAGUUCGUGCGCCAUUUUGUGUUGCCUGGUAAAAAUGCUGUCCUUCAACCCCCCCUGAGAAUUUCCAAAUAAGGCAAACCAUGUGCGACACGCUCUUUGUCAGGUUCUCAAACAUGGUGAUGAACCAAGCAACUGUGAAUCCUCCUGUCCCUGUUACUAUUCUCAAAUUGAGGGUUUAGGGUUGCAUGUUGUUACCAUUACGCAUUAUGUUAUAAGAAUUAAGAAACAUUUACAUAAUCGAUAGCUUUAUUAGUUUUUAGCUUUCCGUUAUUAGUUUUAGUUUAGUUUAGCGUUCCUUAUACUUAGCAAUGUGGGGAUAGUAAUAAUAUAACUUUCAAAAGAAACAGGGAGCCCUUUUUCCAGAACGUAAAACUCUAAAUUCAACCUGCUUAAUGUGGACACCCCGUUAAAAUGGACUUUUUAAGACCCCCUCAGUGUCCAAAUUUAUAGGGUUUAACUGUAGUAAUGAUCUGCUCUUUUUCAAUGCUCAACCAUCUGAUUAUGUUCAAAUGCAACUACGGUUACCCACUAUAACAUGAGUACUUUCUUGAGGGAACUCAGAGGAUCAUUUUGUCUUUGGAAAACAAGAGAACCUGAAGUUUUCUUGCCUUACCAGAUCAUCAAUAACUUAGAGCUUGCAAAAAGAGUAUUCAAAAUCCUUAAUUGUUAGGGACUUUAGAUAACCGAUUGUGUAAGCUCCAAGUAAUAAUAUUGUCCUUUAAAUGGCCCUUGACCUUUGCAUUGCUUGGAUAACCCCAUCAAAGAUGAAGAUGGCAUGGUGAUUCUUCAUGUACAGUGUAUCUUUAGCAUUGAAAGGAUAUUAAAUCCUGUGUCCUUAACUAGUACUUUGGGAUAGGUCAAUAGGGAUGACUAUACACUAGACCAACAGACAGACAAAACUGUGAAACAACUGAUAAAACAGAGCUGUUUGAUUUUUAUUUUCCUUAGGGCAAAUGCCUAUCACUACAAUGAUGGCACAAUGUUUGCUCAGCAAGCAACAACACCCUAUCUUGAUCCUGGGCAACAGAAUUUCACCACUGUCACAACACCAGGGGCUGUCUCGAGUGGACAGACACUCCUCCAAGUUAACACUCCAAGUGGGCCGACCAUGCAGGCUCAGAGACACCCAAUAACCCACACAACCAGGGCUUCUCCUGCUACAGUAAGUGAAAUGAAGGAUAGAAUUGAUUUGCCCAAUGUCAGCAUGACUUGGAUUCGGGUUUCCACAUGUUAGCGGGGUUAUGGAUUCCUUGAUUGAGCUAAAUUAGGGAUUCCAUGGCCCUGGAUUAUGACAAAAAUAAAUUCCUGGAUUUUGGAUUCCACAAGCAAAAAUUUCCCAGGUUAUAGAAUCUGAGUAACCUUACAUGAGGUGUCACGUGUAUGAAUCUACUAAUUUGCCCAUCUGGUUUCUCCGUAGUCCCUCUGGUUGGAGGACCAAACCAGCCUUAUAGAGCUGUCAUGGCUUAAAAUCCCAUUAGAGUCUUCAUUAUUUCUGUCCCCCUAUCGUGACAUGAGGGGCAUUAAUUUUAUAUUCCUCAGUCAGUGUAAACCAUCUUUGUGCCCCUUUCCCCACCCCUACCCUCUUGCGCUAACAGUCAGUAAUUCCCCCUGGAGUAUUUUUCUUCUACACACUUGAUAGUCUCUUAAGAGAAAUUAGAGGCUAUGUAAACUUCUUCCUUAUUUCUUUACAUAUCUUUAGUUCCAACUACAAACAAUUUUAUUUAAUCGUCUCCUUUGCAUCUUUCAGAAAAACUCAUAUAAAAUUUUAACUAACUAUUAAUACUCUGUUAUGUGUCAUUGUUUAUAAGCUAGCCAUUAUCAGGUUUGGAGAGCUCGAGAAAAAUCAUUAUUCAUGGUUUCGUUUGAUGUGAGAUUUUACUCUGCAGCAUAUGUAGCUCACUGGUCUUUUGUUUUUCUCAAGGUACAAUGGCUGGUAGAUAACUACGAGACAGCAGAAGGAGUAAGCUUACCACGUAGUACUCUGUACAACCAUUAUUUACAACACUGCCAAGCUAACAAGUUAGAUGCCGUGAACGCUGCAAGCUUUGGAAAACUUAUCAGAUCUGUGUUCAUGGGACUGAGGACCAGACGUCUGGGCACAAGGUAACCAGCCUGUGGUAUUAAACUGCUAUAGAAAUAAUAAAUAAAUUUUGUUAUAAAAGAGGGGUGUUUCUUCAAAGGUUUGUGCUUAAUCCAGGGCUCGUACAGGUCAUGGAAAACCUGGAAAGUCAUGGAAUUGUAUAUUGGAAAGUCGUGGAAAGUAAAAGUUAUGUUAGAUAGAUUAAAUAAUGCAGAUGUUACAGCAAGGACAACGUAAGAUAGAGGGGAGUAUUUAUGAAUGACACAGAUUUUAGUAGACACCAUAGUUUGUGUCUGUUGAACUGAGUUAGGUCAGAAAGUACUCAAAGGAAAGUUUUGAAAAUAUUCUAAAGUGACAGCCAACCCUAAGGCCAUUGAAACCUUCAAAAGGUCAUGGAAAAAGUUAUGGAAAGUCAUGGAAUUUGAGAGCUGAAAAGAGUACGAACCUUGUUAUUCGCGAUUACUACUCAAGGGUGGUCACUUUUUGUCUUUGUUAUACUUCUUCAAUGUGUUCAUGAUUAUUGUGUGGUUUUGCAUUGCAGGGGUAACUCCAAGUACCAUUACUAUGGAAUCCGCAUAAAACCAAGCUCUCCGCUCAAUCAACUAUCUGAUCAUGAUUCCCAAGUGGCCAUGAGACAGUCACCCUCCACCCAGAAAAGGUAGGUAUCCUGUGUCUCAGAUACGCUAGCAUCUUAUCGUAAUGGGUUUUAGCAGCACAUGUACCUCUCUAGUCCCUGGUUGUUCAAAAGUUGGGUAACACUGUCCAGUGGAUAUUUCACUAUCUAGUGGAUAAGUAGCCCGUGAACGGCAGAUGUUUCUCCUCGCUCAUCGCUGCUGAGGGACGCUUCGCAAGGAGGAACGUCUGCUACUCAGCGACAGAAAUUCCAUACUGAUGACGUAAAUCAAUGUUUACUUAAUAUAUCCGGUAGUCGUGGGGUUCCAAAUGUAAAUUUGCUCAAUUUUACGUUUCUCAUGGUUGAUUUUGCGAAAGUGUUGUGUUCAUCUGUGAAUGAGCUCCAGCAAAACUCCAAUGCUUCUUCUCGAGAAGACUAUAUUCCACAAACAUUGACUGUUUUGUUAGAGAUUCAUCGCAUUUACAUUUGACCUUUACCGCCUUUUGUCUUUUGUCUGUCAUUCGUAAAUAAUAGCUAGAACAAUGAAACUACUCUGUGGACCAAUGAGUGAGGAGAAACGUUUGCUGUUCGCUGGCUAGUGGAUAAGUGUUACGGAGGUGUUAUCCCCUGGAAAUUGAUUAACAAGUGGGUGGCACUAUCCACCUUGUGGAAAAUAUGUUUGUUUUUUAUCUGUUUCUGGGAAACUGCCCACCUACCCCUCCCCUAAGCCAACAUUUAUACUUACUUCUCACUUAGGGCAAAAUGUUGGCUUAGGAGAGGGUAGGUGGGCAGUUUCCCAGAAACAUAUAAUGAUCCUUUUGGUGGAUAUUGGGGCUGAAAGGUAUGGUUCGUACGGGGUAUGCAAAACCUGGAAAGUUGGGAAAUUUAAGAAUUUCAUUUUCAGGCCUGGAAAGUCAUGGAAAAUUAAGGCUUUACAGUCAAACCUAAGGUGGCUGUUAUAUUCAGGGUGAACACUAUAUACAGGGCCAUUGGGCAAGUGAGCUUUAAAAGUUAUUUGCCUGGCAAGAAAAUCUACUUGUCCUGGAAAAGCAGAUGGGAAUUUUUUUGAACCCUGCACAGGAUAGCAAAGUCAAGCUCAUACUUGAAGGGUCACACUAAAAGAUUUCCUACACAAAGUCAAAAGUCAGAGCUGCAUAACCUGUCUCCAUAAUAUAUUUUAUUGACACUGAAAGUAAAAGGUUAACUGCUAUCGCUUUUAUUUCCUUAGAUUGAAGCCAGCUACAAGGUUGGAAGCAUCAGAAGCAGGUGAAUCAGCAUCACAAUCACAAGCUGUGUCAACAGACCAGCAGGCACAGCAGAACCAGAUGCAGCAGCACCAGCAAUACCUGGGUGACGUUACCCAAGGGCUGCCAGAAUUUGAUGAGCUGGACCUCAAGGAUUGCCCUCUUCCAGGUUACGGUCGCUUAAUUUGUACUUGUACAUCUACAGAGUUUCAUUAACUUUUUCAUGACAGGGCUCUCAUGCACCUUGAAUAACCUUGAGAUUAGUCCUUGAAUUUCCAAAUAAAAAUGAUUAGGCCUUCUAAGUCCUUCAAAGUACACUUCCAUCUACAACUUGUGGGCCCCCAACUGUAUAAAAAGUAGGCUAGUACUAUCCAGUAGGUGAAGCUAAUAUUCCAAACAGCCAGGGCCACAGUCAUUUAUUGUACUUAAAUUUAUGGGCUUUCCUUAUUGACCUGGUGUCAUACCAGGGCCACAGUCAUUGAUUGUACUUUAAUUUAUGGGCUUUCCUUAUCGACCAGGGGCCGGUUGCUCGAAGCCUGGUUAGCGCUAACUGUUGGUUAAGAGGUAUCAAAAUGUAUAGGUUUCCAUGGUAUUUAACGCUGGUUAGCACUAACCAUGCUUCGAGCAACCCGGGCCUAGGGCCGGUUGUUCGAAGCCUGGUUAGCGCUAAGAGGUAUCAAAAUGUAUAGGUUUCCAUGGUAUUUAAUGCUGGUUAGCACUAACCAUGCUUCGAGCAACCCGGGCCUGGUGUCACAUGUCAGUUUUUCAGGUGUAUUAAACUCUAUGCAGUGGAUAACACAGUUGGUUUGCCUAAUUUUACUGGAAAAUGACUUUUCCAUUGGAUUAAGCGCUUUCCAACAGUUGAGCCCUGGCAAUAUCCACCUUUAAACUACUGGGACCAGGUGUGUUUUUACAGGGUCGGGUAAAAUUUGAAUCUUAUCCUGCAGGCUCUAGCAUGUCAUCUACAUGUACACUGUGACGGAGUUGUAACACUCCGUGGUGUAUCAUGUUAUAAUAUUUGUAGAGGUAUUUGAGCUUCCUAUGGCCAGAAUAUCCCUUCAUCAAGUCAUACAUAUGGACAUUAAUAUUUUAGUGUGUUUUUCUUAUUACAGAGGGAAUUACCGAUCAUGAUCUUGACACUUUCGUUGACAUGUACCGCGAGCAUUGUGAGGUAGGCACAAAUAAACUCUCCAUUUUUUUGUUCUCUGUUAUUAUUUUCUGUAUACUAGCUUACUCUUCAAAAGUAGGAUUACAUUUAUUUUAGGUUACAGUUCUAUGACUAAGGAGAUGCAAGGUUGUUCUUUAUUGAUUUUUGUUUUGUUUGUAUUGAUUUGCACAGGCCUUUCUUGAUGUUGUAGUCAAUUUACAGUUCACACUGGUUGAGUCCUUGUGGCAGACGUUUUGGCGACAUUCAUCAACAGAUACCAAAUCUGGUUCUGGGGCAGAGGAUGACGAAAGUAACCGAGAUGGAGGGUAAGGAUGUAGCCAGUUAAACUUUUUUUAUUUCUAAAAUUUUCAGCAGAAAAGUACAGUGUAGCUAGUGUACACUGUACGUUGUGUAGGCCACCUGAAAGUACUACGCGAAAGCCUUUUAUUUAAAUCACCACACAGUUCACAAAAAGAUAAAACUAAAUUAGUGCUAUUUUUCUGUUUCAUGCAAAGGUAAAAAAUUCUAAUGUUAAACAGACUUCAAACUCUCAUAUUUUUUGUUUGUGUUAAAAGGAAAUAAUUGAAUAUGUACAUGUAAAAGAAAAUAAUAAGAAAUUAUUGGAGAAAGGGGCUUAUGCAACCAUAACAUGUGAAUAUACAUGCUGUUUUGCUCUCUUUAUACAGUGAUGAUGGAGAGUAUGAGAGUAGACUUUCGCAGUCCAAACUUGUGCAGCUGUGUGACUAUGAACCAAUAGUAACAUUCGUCAAAGCCAGUGAUCACCUUCUUUAUCAAACUCUGGUGGAAAUCCUCAUUCCUGAUGUGCUGCGACCAAUUCCAGGUAUGGUUUUGCCUUUUCAAAUUUAAGCCUUGCUGCAUAUUUUUGUAUAAGCAACCCAUUUCAUAAAAAGGAUUAAUAUUAUGGCUUCUUGCUUUUAGCUUCUCUGACACAGGCCGUGCGUAACUUUGCCAAGGGCCUCGAGGCUUGGCUUGUGAAUAGCUUGGACCAAAUCCCAAAGAAAAUGUCAGAUGUCAAAGUAAGUGUCACCUCAUCAGUUACACGAUUAAUUAUUAACUCUUUCUCUCUAAAACUCCCUGAGCUGUUUUUUUUUUAAAUUUUUUUUGCUGCCACGAUAAAGUUUUUAACCGGGUAGUAGUGAUUUUUCACUUUAAUUGACUAUACACUGUAGAGGGGAAGAGGAUUUGGGAACUAUUAUAACCAGGCCAUGUAUAACCAAACAGCAAUAUUUUUCCAAUUUCAAUGUCCGUUUACAGUGUAUACAAUGUAUUAAUAGUGAGCUUAAGCAAUGAGAAUGCUACAGCUUUAGCUCCGCGACAUCAUGCAACCUGAAGUUUGAUGUCUUGCUUAAUGAUGGAACACUUUUGUCUCACACAACAAAUCUGAAUGCCCUUGGUUUAACUCCCGCUGUACAAUUGUCGAGUCAGAGCACUGGAAGAGAGAAAUAUGAACUUCCGGUUGCCAUUUCUCACGUCUGGGACAUCAACGUUCUCAUUGCUCAAGGUCCCUAAUGUUCAAUAAAUUCUUUGCCUCUGCAGGUGUCAACAUGUAGUGCAUUUGCACAAACUCUGCGUCGUUAUACCUCUUUGAACCACUUGGCCCAAGCUGCCCGGGCUGUGCUGCAGAAUUCCUCUCAGAUCACUCAGAUGUUGACAGACCUGAACAGAGUGGACUUUGCCAAUGUGCAAGUAAGACUUAUAUUUUUUUAUGCUAUUAUAGAGACCUUUAGAUUUGAGGAGGAGGACAACUACAAGGAACCUCAAGUAUUCUCCAAGCUACAGUAGAUCCCCCAGAAAGUCGUUGUUGCUGUCGACAUUGUUGUGGUUUUAAGCCCCCUAUUGAAGGAAGCUCAGCUCUGAGCCUGUGAAUUCCAUGAUGGCCAUGGCCUAGCUCGUGUUUUCUAUAUCUAGUUGGCUGGGAGCAUACCUUAGGUACCAGGGGUCCCUGCGUGAUGCUAGAGCACAACAUCAACAGGGUUCUAUCCAGGAUUUAUCUUUUUCCGAGUGGGGAAGCUAGGCAUUUUGAGGGGAAGCUUCUACCCCUCAAAUACCCUAGAUAGAACCCUGGUUUGUGUGAGCUUGAGGAGUCAGCCUUACAAAUGAAAUGUAUGAUAACACGAUUCAAAUUGUAGGCCAUUUCUAGCAAAUCUGGGACCAAAAAGAACUCCUACAACAGGGGCAAUUAUCUUUUUAUUUUUACUUUUUUAUUAUUGAAGCUUAAGUCAAUACAAUGCACAAUAUCAACAGAGAGAGACCCUCCAAAAUUAAAAUAAAGGUAAUUCAUACACAGGAUGUUAUUACUAAUCAAAAUUUAAAAAAAAAAAAAACACUAGCAAAAUUCAACUAAACAUGUCACACUUACGUGCAGUUAAAGGCUCAAGGAUUUUUGAAUGCUUGAAGGCUCUAUGGAUAACUUGUAUUUCAGAAAAGCUUUAAAGGCUAGAAACUAUAUGGGUCACUUUCUUUGACAGGGGUGUAGGUGUGGAAAUGAGCAUCUGUCAGGCAGAGAUUAAACGUAUAGAAGGAAUUUUUCUCAGGGAGAUAUCCUUAAAUUUUAUCAUUAUUGAUCAAAGACACUAAGGGCGAGUUAUUGUGAUUCCAUGAAGAGGUAAAAAGGUUCCAGAAGGAGACUGUGGACAUGCUAGCAUUCUACAAACAGACAUAGGGUCUGUUGUUUUUGACCAACAAUUUUAAUUUCGGUUUAAUUUCUUUUUCCAGGAGCAAGCAUCAUGGGUUUGCCAGUGUGAUGACAGUAUGGUGUAUCGACUGGAGCAAGAUUUCAAACUGACUCUCCAACAGCAGGUCUGAUAUCAUAUCCUCUGUUCUUUUUCUCAGACUGAGUACAUUGUAUUCUGCGCAGUUUAAAGAUUGUUAAUUCACACAAGGAACCAAGGAAAAAAGUGCUCUGUUUUUUAGAGUACGAGAGUCUGGAAUAUUCUUUUGACAAUGAUAGGAAAGGCCAAAAUCAUUGUUUUAUACAUGCAACCCUCUGUACAGACACUUUUCAAGCCACCAUUUCAAUUUGACAGGCCAGUAGAUGACAUGCUGUUUGAUUGUGGUAUUUUUCAUUUCCCUCAAUAUAGUGGUUAUCGGCUUAAAAAUAAUGUCAUUUUCAAUUUUUGCAGAACUCGCUUGAACAGUGGGCUAGCUGGCUGGAAAGUGUUGUAGAUCAGGUUCUUAAACAACAUCAGGGGACUAAUGAAUUUCCCAAGGCAGCCAGGCAGUUUCUUCUUAAGUGGUCAUUUUACAGGUAACUACCAUCAACUUGCAUCAAAUGAAAAGAAGUGAUUUCCUGGUUUUAUGAGAUCUGUCAAGGGAUCUUGAGAAAGAGCAAGAUGAAAAAUGCCUUCUAGCUACAAAAACGUUUUCUAGAAGUUAAACGGUGGGAUAUAAGCACUCUAAUAUGCAAAUCCUUCUUAAAUGGACCUAAAUCAUAACAAUGAAUCUGAUGCAAGUAAAAUUUAGAAGGAUUUGUGUGUAGUCAUUAGAGCAUGAUAGUACUCACAGUGGAACCCCGCUUUACAGCCAUCUCGGUAAUACGGUAACCUUGUUGUUACAGCCACUAUUUUGUCCACCUGGCAAAUCAGCCAUACAUUUUCUUGUUAACAUGGUGACAAGUUAACACAUGUACGGCCAGAUUUUUUGGUCCAUUGGUGACCGUAUGAACGGGUUUCCAAUUUAUAAUAUUUUGCCACCAGGUUGCAUUAACAUGCUAGUAGUACUUUGACUUGGAUCUUUUUCCUUCCAGUUACUUCUUCCUUCAGACUCAAUGGUAAAGAAAAAAUUGAUUAAGAUCAAUUGAUAUUUGGAAAGAGGUUCUAAUAGUUGACUGUUUUGUUUGCUCCUUUUAGCUCUAUGAUCAUCCGUGACUUGACCUUGAGAAGUGCAGCCAGUUUUGGUUCAUUCCAUUUGAUUAGGCUUCUGUAUGAUGAGUACAUGUUUUACUUGGUGGAGCAUAAGGUUGCUAAAGCAAUUGGUGUGUCACCAAUGGCUGUCAUGGGAGAGGUGAGAUUCUAACAGUGGAACUGUUUAUCCCUUGGAGUGAUUGGCGUGUUAAAUCUCUUUUAACUACAUGGGAAAACAGGAGAUGAUACUCAGGGUUAUCAGAAAGUUUUGAAGUAGACAGCUGAGUUGUCAAAGUAAGCGGCCAGUCCAGGGAUAUUUUAGUUAAAAAAUGCCAUCCAUAAAGAAACGCCAAGCGAAGUAGCCGGCCGAUACUAACCAAGUAGGUGCCAGUUUUUGCCCACAGCCGGCUACUUUUGACAGCCCUGAUACUCAGUGAAAAAGGUUAUUGAUUGUAAUAACAAAUUCUCCUUGCUAGUAUCAGUGGCAAGGCUGUCCUCUAGCGGCACCCGGUUGCCUCUUGCGCCUAACUCUUGCUCCCAGGCAACUAGAAAAUCUUAGUUCAUUCAUAGGAAUCAUUUGCUGGGCACCCUGGAUUUCACAGGUUCAAAGUACUGGGCUCCCUUCAAUUUACCUUAGAGCACAGCCUUGAGUGAGGAAUGCAUGCUGAUGAAUUAUACUAUAGUGAUAAAAUUAUGUAAGGUUUGAUUUGCUUCUUACAUUAAUGGUAUCUUUUCCUCUUUUUAACAGUUUGUUGGGCUUGGCUCAGCGUUGUCCAUGGGCCUGGAUUCAGUAGACGGCAAUUUACUGACAGAGCAAACUGACUUAGCAUGUAAGUAAAAGCACUUAUUGUAACCAACUUGAAUUUUAAGAGGGGGAGCUUAUACUUUUGGGUAAUUCGGUUGUCAGUGGAAUUUCCGGUGGCAGCUGUGGUGUGAUAGUUUUGACUUGUCAUGUAGUUGUAAAACUUGUAAUACUUUUGUUUGUGUUGCGAUUUCCUUUCAAUGAAAAACAAAUUGUGUUUGCCCAUAGGAGUCCUCAGUCUUAACCUCCUGGUAGCUAUUAUGUAUGCACUGCGGUUACAUGUAUGUAGCCAGCAUUUGUUUGGACUCCCACUAAGAAUGAAUGAAAAUGUAUAGAAUGCAAUCUGAUCAUGCGCGGUUUGACCAGUAUUUACAUGUACCACUUGUAACCUGAUCAUGUAUGGUUUGAUUUUCUGAUCACGUGAAAAUGCACUUUAUUUGAGUGUCAAAAUAUUUAACUAAUGGGGACGAUAUUUUUAUGUCUCGUAAUGGAGACAAGACAGCAAUUUUAGGAAUUCACCUGAGCCACGCAAAGAUCUGGCCUUUUACAGGGCAAUUAAAGAAAGUACAGUCAAGCCUCUAUUAAGCGGUCACCCUUGGGAAUAAGCCAGGUGACCGCUUAAUGGAGGUUGACCAGUUAAUAGAAGUUUUCUAAAAUUAAGCCCAUAAUAGAUGAAGAAGUUGAUGUAGAGGCCAAUCUUUAUCACUUUCUUUAAAAUUAAUUUAUUGUUCACAACAACUGUAACGUGGGAAAUGAUAAAAGUGUUUGGAUGUUCUGAGGAGUUCAUGGUAAACAACAAUUUUUAUAGUAAUGCUGUGCAUAAGCAAUUCCAAAACCUUAUCCAGAGAGACGUGUAUUUAACACCAAGAUUACAAUGACCUACAAUGUUAUGUUGCAUUUUAUGAGCUGUGAAAGAAACUAGGCAAGUGUCUCUUAUCUUGUGUCACCAAUAUGUCUUUUAUUGAUUGUUUUGUAACAAGGUGACUUUUAACAGAGGUAAAUAACAAAAAUUUUAACCAAUUGGGAAAUCCAAACGUUGACUGCAUUCACUUAAUAGAGGGGACCAUUGAAUAGAGGUCACAUUUGCAGUAAAUAUGGGAAGCAAAUUGCGGGAAAUUGAUAGGUGACCGCUUAAUAGAGGGUUGACUGUACUUUCAUUUCUUAGUUUGUUUAAGACCCUAAGUAUUGGUCCACCCUGAUAAUCUAACCCGCGACCUCCAGCUCUGCAGUCACGUGCUCUCCCAACUGAGCUAAACCUGCCACGGUGAAACUUACACAAGCAUUAGAGCAAAAGCAAUGUGACCUUGUAUUGAUCUUGCCAACAUCCUUAACCUUCGUAUAUCAGUAGUUAGGCAGUAGGAUUGAUUAGUGACCAAUCCUUUUUAAAUCUUUUACUUGUAGAUGGUUCCAAAGCUCCUGGGUCUGGUAGCUCUCCCACUAGGCCGUCAGGAUCUGGGUCUCUGGAGCCAGAAGCUAAGCGACCCCGGCCAAGCUGAACUAACAGUAAUAUCUCACUUUGUAAAUUAAGAACAGAAAUAUUUUAUCCCCAAAAUCUUUUGAUGGUAUAAUUAUUAAUAUGAAGUUAAAAUGUUAUUAUAAAAGUAAACAAGAAACCAUGUUUCACAUAUGUUUAGCUAACAGAGCUACAUUUACCUUUUACUCAUGAGAGUUAAUGAUCCUGCUCGUAAAUUAUUUAUAUUGUUAUGAUGUAUGUAGUAUACAAAGGGAGGAUAAAAGUCAGAUGAGCUAAAACCACAAACCAAAAUAGGCCCUGUUUCCUGGAAAAUCCCUGUAACAUUAGUUUUAGUGACAGCACGGUGAGAAAUAUGAAUUUUUAGACGUCUUAUCUUUUCACUUGUGACAGAAAAAGAAAGAAACCGCAAAUUUCUAAGCUACAAAAAUUAAAUCGAGGCCAGCGUUUGUAAUGGAAUCUCGAUAAAAUGAAAGUUAAAAUAAUGAACGAUUUUCUUUACGCCAGUAACAGUAAAACGAAUAAAAAAGAACCUCGAUAUACUCUAACGUAACCUUGCUAUAGCAAACAUAUUUUUCCAGUCCCUUGGCCGUUCGUUAUAUUGAGGUUCCCUUGUCGAUCGUUUUUACUUUCAGCGGCUAUACAAAUUUCUUGAAACAAAAGAAAGUUUUGCAUAAGAAAAGAGUUAAAUCACCACAGGAGUUCUUGGAACUCUAACAUGGCCGUCAUUUCAUUAUUUUCCUCUCCACGUUGUGUGUAAAAAUAAGGGAGGUCAACAUACAUUUUCUCCCGACAAUAUCGUUACACAAUCAAGACAAAAGGGUGUUGUGAAGAUUAAGAAAAUGAUCACCUGAAAAAAUUAUUGAUUUUACAACAAAUUCUCUCGACUAAUUGUAUAAGGAUAUAUAAGAAUGAAGAUCAUUCUAGAGAAUUUGUAUGUGGAUUGGGGCUUAAUGAGUUUUAAAAUUCAUUUGUCGCCUCCUGGCAAAAGGUAUUAAUAAGGGGCUGCUGAAUGCUGAUAGAGAAUGGCCCUGUACUUCCACAGAAUUUCAGAGUAAUGUUAUUGGUUACAACUCAAAAAGUUAAUUGAACUUAAAUUUCUCUCCGUUGCUUUGCCAACAAAACUUUUGUGGGAAUACCGAGGAAAUAGGACCUAGGGAACGUGUUAACUCUCUUUCUCUUUAUCAUCUCUUCAGUAGAUCUUAUUGUAAACAGAAGAAAUAGCCUUUUUGCAGUUGGGAAUAGUAGGAUACUUGGAAUAUUUGAAGUAUGACAAACAGAUGUCAUAAGUGACAUUUUGGCAAAUGUUAAUAAAAAUCAUCGUUAGAAGC
This is a messenger RNA of Porites evermanni, 24654 nucleotides long. NCBI's taxonomy places the organism in Eukaryota, Metazoa, Cnidaria, Anthozoa, Scleractinia, Poritidae. The record is from the annotation of a GenBank genome assembly.